Bombus pyrosoma is the source of this 1525-nucleotide messenger RNA. Its product is annotated as odorant receptor 83a-like. Gene Ontology annotation, biological process: sensory perception of smell; detection of chemical stimulus involved in sensory perception of smell. The transcript is spliced from 7 exons. Gene Ontology annotation, molecular function: olfactory receptor activity; odorant binding. NCBI's taxonomy places the organism in Eukaryota, Metazoa, Arthropoda, Insecta, Hymenoptera, Apidae. Bases 217 to 1449 code for a protein of 410 amino acids. The record is from RefSeq and is a predicted model, not a curated record. Gene Ontology annotation, cellular component: plasma membrane.
GAAGAAAUGAGAAAAGAAAUAUCAUAUAUUAGAUCUAACAUUACUGAAAUCCACGAAAACCGACAAGUUCAGACGUUCGCUACAUUGAUGAGUAAUAAUCGAUUUUGAAUUGCUGCGUGAAAUGCACGCACGCGAUAUCCCGAGCGCAAGCUCAUCGCCCUUACAAUCGAUGCACCUGAACUGUCGUAAACAGUCGCUUUCGGUCUGCCCGCGAAUAUGCAUCCCUCCGUUCGACGUCAGACAGAUCCACCUCAAAACACAAACUACGAAGAAGAUAUCGUUUACGUGACGAAACACAACAAAUGGGUUCUGAAUUCCAUCGGGAUAUGGCCCGCUGUGGUAGAAGACAUCGACAAAUUUUUACCAAAAAUCGUAAUUGGAUUCAGUAAUUUGGUGUCGCUUUUUACGGUAGUGCAGUGUAUACUACACAUUAUAUUAGAAGAAAAAGAUUCUUUAUUACGACUGAGGCUCUUGGGAUUGGCUUGCUUUGCUUCAAUCAACCUGUUGAAGUAUUGGGCUGUUAUAGUGCGCAAACCGAACAUCGAAUACUGUAUCAAACAGGUGCAGACAGAUUGGAAACAGGUAGAGUUUCAAAAAAAUCGCAUGCUGAUGCUAAAAUACGGGAAGAUCGGCAGAGAUCUGACCAUAUAUAGUGCCAUGUUCAUGUAUAGUGCUGGCAUGUGCUACAUUACGAUCAUGCAGUAUGCAAUGGAAAUGAGCCUGAAGGCAAAUAAUCGUACAAUCAGAGUGUUAGUGUACCCUACGUAUAGUGGAUUUUUCGAUGCUCAAAAAAGCCCCAUUUACGAAAUCGUGUACGUUCUCCAAUGUAUGUGCACAUUUGUGUUCAACUCUGUGACAGUUGGGUGUUGUGGAUUAGCCGCACUUUUUGCAACACAUGCCUGUGGACAGAUUGAUGUCGUCAUAUCUCAAUUAAAUGAUCUGGUUGAAGGAAAAUUCUCCGAAAAAAAUUCUGAUCCGAACACUCGACUGAUGGAAAUCGUAAAACAUCACAUAAGAAUUUUAAAAUUUUCUGCGGUGAUUGAGACGAUUCUACAAGAAGUGUGUUUUUUCGAAUUCGUUGGUUCCACGUUUGUAAUAUGCUUGCUCGAAUACUAUUGUAUAACGGAUUGGCAACAGAAUAAUAGAAUUGGUUUGGCUACAUACUCGAUGCUACUAGUAUCCUUGACGUUCAACAUGUUCUUGUUAUGCUACAUUGGCAAUCUUCUAAUAGAAAAGAGUACUAGUGUCGGAAUAUCCUGCUAUAUGAUAGACUGGUAUCGCUUACCAGUCAAGACAGUUCAAGAUCUCAUCUUAAUCAUUGCCAUGUCGAAUAGUCCGGCGAAAAUUAGCGCCGGUAGGAUGUUUCUCUUAUCUUUACCCACUUUCGGAAAUGUUCUAAAAACAUCAUUCGCGUAUUUAAACUUCGUCCGAAAUACCAUUAUGUACUAAUUUCACAAUUAUUUUGUUAUUUUCUUGUGUUCAGUUGUAGAAUAGUGAAUAAAGAAAUGUACUGUAAAAAUAUUCG